AUGGCGGGGCUGGGGCAGCAGCGCCUGAACGUGGUGCCGACGGUGACGACGCUGGGCAUGGUGAAGGCGCGGCUGGCCGGCGCCACCCGCGGCCACGCGCUGCUCAAGAAGAAGUCGGACGCGCUCACGGUGCAGUUCCGCGCCAUCCUCAAGCGCAUCGUGUCCGCCAAGGACGCCAUGGGCGACGCCAUGCGCGCCGCGUCGCUCUCGCUCGCCGAGGCGCUCUACGUGGCGGCCGCGCCGCUCCGCCACGUUGUGCAGCAGUCCGUCUCCGGGCCCGCCAGGCUCCGCGUGCGCGCGCACCAGGACAACAUCGCCGGCGUCCGCCUCCCGCGCUUCAAGAGCUACCGACGACGGCACCGCCGCGGGCGGUGGCUCAGCGUCGCUCGCGGGGCUCGCCGGCGGCGGGCAGCAGAAGAUCCAGGGGUACAAGAGCGGGAGCUCGAGCGCCAGAAGGAGGUCGCCACCCGCUACGCCGAGGAGAAGGCCGCCGGCGAGGUCGCGCUCAAGCGCGGCGUUUCCGUCGCCACUGCGGAGAGCAUGCUGGAGAACGGCGACACGGACGAGGAUAUCAUCUUCUGA
This is a messenger RNA of Miscanthus lutarioriparius, 582 nucleotides long. Lineage: Eukaryota; Viridiplantae; Streptophyta; Magnoliopsida; Poales; Poaceae. The record is from the annotation of a GenBank genome assembly.